CCACUUGACAAGUGGAAAACGAAAUAGCAAAACGUGGUUGUUUGUGUCUGCUAGUGUGCGUGCUAGUCCAAUGCAAAUUUACCGGAUAGCCCACGAAAUAUAAUUUUGUACUAGUUUGUGUAGCCGCGGAUCAGUGAUUUUCCGAAUACCAAUACCAUUGGCCGUGAUCAUAAACUUAGAAGGUUUUCUUGCGAAAAGUUGCUCGGCUCGAUUAGUACAGUCAUUCAGCAAGUAAAAAAAAGUCAAAAGUCCUACGAAUUGUUCCUCGGUUGUUUUCAAUCCUGACUCACGAUUUGUUUCUUCGAGAGAAAACGUAGCAGUAAAACUGAAUCAUGUUCUCCGCGGGAAGGUACGUUUGUGCGCCCCCAUCCAGUCCGGAAAGCGAUUCAGCAGAAUCCCAUAACGAAGCAGCAUCAGUUGGAAGGUUUGUUCGUGCCCCUUGCGUCGAGGAUCCAGAUGCCGAGCUAGAUGUGGAUGAUGGGUACGCUGCUCUUCCAACUCCAGGGCAAGAUUACCAAAAAGAUCUGGAAGCAAAGGUAUUAGAGCUCAAGAAUGCAAUCGAAAAGAUAAAAGGUACCCUUGAUGCCACCCGUGCUGCGCGCGUGGAGAGUUCAGCGGAAGAGGUCAGUUCACCGUGCAUCCCGUUCUUGGCCCCAUCUGUUGCAUCAACGGAAGCGCCAUCCGUCCCGUCGACUGAUCCGAAGCCCGUUCCGCCAUCAAAUCCGCCCUUCAGUGGAAGUUCCAUCCGGUGGGACAACAUCAAGCCUUUCCCGAAGAAUGUGGCGGCAACCAAAAUGUGGGAAGCGUGGACUCGUUUUCUGGAAGAUUUCGAGACGGCGGCUUCUCUUUCGAACCUCUGGGAUCCAAAGCGACGUGUUGAACUUCUUCUCUUGUCCAUGGGCGACGAACUGAAAAGUAUUGUACGAGCGGCGAAACUGCGUCCGAGUGAGGAAGAAGGUGUGAACAACUAUAACAAGUUCGUUGAGAACAUCGACCAGUAUCUCAAAGCCAUGACGGAUCCCGCAGCCGAGCACGAAGACUUUUCAAAGAUGUUCCAGGAGGAGGGUGAACCGGCAGUUAAAUUCUAUGCGCGUCUCACGGAAAAGGUGAUCUUGUGUGGCUACAGUCCAGCGGAUCUGGAUCGCUUCGUUCGAAAUCAACUUUUGAGAGGCCUUCGAAGUCAUGAGCUGAAGAAGGCAGCACGCACGUACGGUCACGACGCCAACACGAUAGUCCAUGCAGCCACAAGAGCUGAGGCAUUUCAAGAGGAAAUGGCAGCUGCAGGGGGUGAAUCGAGCGUCCUUGCCGUUAGUGGCGGUAAGUUCCAGAGAACGGAAGGCCAGGUCAAGCGAAAGCAAGUGUUCCAUCAGUCGGCAAGGGAUUCAGCGAAGAGGUUCAAAUCCGAUUUUGUGCCCAAUUUCCAGCAGCGGUCCAGAGUAAGCCGCCGUAAUAGAUGUUCCAGGUGUUUCAGGCAGUCUCAUGGGAGUCAAGAAUGCCCAGCAUUGCGGAGGAAUUGCAAUGCUUGUGGCCAGCGGGGCCACUUUGCAGCGGCAUGCCGAGAGGAUCGCUUGAGCAUGGUCAAGGACGAGGGCUUCGAAACUGCUGUGAACGAUAGCCGUACGGAACAGCAUGUAAAUGCUCUAUCCCUCCAAGAUGUGCUGGUGAACUGUCGUAUUGGUUCGUCGAGCCCGAUCAAAUUUAUGAUUGAUUCUGGGGCAGACGUAAAUGUGAUUGGAACAGCUUCAUUUGACUAG
Molecule: messenger RNA, 1754 nt
Organism: Aedes albopictus (Asian tiger mosquito)
Lineage: Eukaryota; Metazoa; Arthropoda; Insecta; Diptera; Culicidae
Exons: 3
Coding region: 333-1754 (473 amino acids)
Biological process (GO): proteolysis
Molecular function (GO): nucleic acid binding; aspartic-type endopeptidase activity; zinc ion binding
Source: RefSeq, a predicted model, not a curated record